AUGCCCGCGCCCCCGCCCCCGCGCCUCGACGUCGCCGCGUUCGUCGCCGCGAACGUCACGCCGUGCGACGACGACCUCUCGAAACUCCCCGGCGCGCUCGCGGACGCGACCGAGAAGACAACCAAGCUCUGGUCGCUUUGCCGAGAGCUGCUAACGCAAGAGUUCGACGCUGGCGUGCUCGCGAUAGACGCGACGACGCCGUCGAGCGUGCUGUCGCACGACGCGGGGUACAUCGACGGCGACGGCGUCCUCGACGACGUCGUCCCCGGGCUGCAAACCUCCGCGCCGCUCGUCCGCGGGAUCAAACCCCUCGGCGGUAUGCGCCUCGUGAAGCGCGCGCUCGCGGAGCACGGCGUCGAGCUCGACGCGGACGUCGCCGCGUUCUUCGACCGAGGCUGGCGCCGCACGCACAACGACUGCGUCUUCGACCUGUACACCCAGGAGAUGCGACUGGCGCGGAGGCACCACCUCGUCACCGGGCUCCCGGACGCGUACGGCCGCGGACGCGUCAUCGGCGAUUACCGCAGAGUCGCGCUGUACGGCGUGGACGCGAUCGCGGAGACGAAGCGCGCGGACGCCGCGAGGCUCGCGGAGGAAGCGUCGUCGACCGCCGCCGCCGCCGCCGCCGGCGGCGACGGCGACGUCUCCGCGACGUUUCGUCGGCGCGACGAACUCGCGUUGGAGCUGAAAGCGCUCGAAGCGCUGAAGACGAUGGCGGCGCGGUACGGCGCGGACGUCUCGCGGCCCGCGUCUAACGCGCGCGAGGCGGUGCGAUGGACCUACCUCGCGUUCCUCGCCGCGUGCAAGGAAAACGACGGCGCGGCGAUCUCGUUGGGUCGGCUGGACGCGUUUUUCGACGUGUACAUCGAGCGGGACCUCCGCGGAGGCGUCAUGGACGAGUCCGACGCGCAGGAGCUGAUCGAUCACUUCGUGAUCAAGCUGCGAUUGAUCCGACAGCUUAGACCGAAGGCGUACGACGAGAUCUUCGCGGGGGAUCCGGUGUGGGCGACGUGCGCGAUCGCGGGCGAGUCCAGUCGCGGCGGCGGCGGAGGCGGCGCCGCCGCCGCCGCCGAAUCGCGGCACCUCGUGACCAAAACCUCCUGGCGGUUCAUGCGCUCGCUCGCCAACCUCGGCGCCGCGCCGGAACCGAACAUGACCGUGCUGUGGUCCCCGACCCUCCCCUCCGGGUUCAAGCGCCAGUGCGCGCGUACGUCCAUCGACACGAGCAGCGUGCAGUACAUCAACGACGGCUUACUCCGGCGCGCGUUUAAAUCUGACGACGUCGCGAUCGCGUGUUGCGUCAGCGGGACGCGCCUCGGCGUCGACGCGCAGUUCUUCGGCGCGCGGUGCAAUCUCGCGAAGCUCCUGCUGCUCGCGCUGAACGGCGGGCUCGAGGAGCUGAGCGGCGCGCGCGUCGCCCCCGCGUCGAUCGAGGCGUCGCUCGGCGGUGGGAUCGCGCCAAACGUCCCGUUGCGCUACGACGACGUGAGACGGCGACUCGACGCGUACAUGGACUGGCUCGCGACGCUCUACCGCGACGUCAUGGCGCUCAUACACUGGAGCCACGACCGGUACUGCUACGAGGCGGCGAUCUUUUCGCUGAUCGACACGGACCGGCACUAUUACAUGGCUUACGGCGUCGCCGGGCUGAGCGUCGUCGUGGACAGCCUCAGCGCGAUCAAACACGCGAAGGUGACCCCGAUGCUGGACGCCGAAACCGGGUUGAUCGCGAGCUUUGAAACCGAAGGGACUUUCCCCGCGUACGGCAACGACGACGACGCCGUGGACGCCAUCGCCGUGGACGUGGUGACGUCGUUCAUGAACAAGCUGAGAGCGCUGUCGCAGUACCGCGACGCGGAGCCGACGCUCUCGGUGCUGACGAUCACGUCGAACGUGAUGUACGGGAAACACACCGGCGCGACGCCGGACGGGCGACCCGCGGGCGCGCCGUUCGCCCCCGGCGCGAACCCGAUGCACGGCCGCGACGCCAGCGGCGCCUUAUCCUCGCUCAACUCCGUCGCGAAAGUGCCCUACGCGCACUGCAAGGACGGGAUCAGCAACACGUUCAGCAUCCCGGGGCCGAGCCUAGGAAAGACCCCGGACGCGCGCGUCGAUAACCUCGCCGCUCUGCUCGACGGAUACUUUGAUCGCGGCGCGCAGCACCUGAACGUCAACGUGCUGAGCCGCGAGACGCUGAUCGACGCGAUGAACGACCCGAUGAAGUAUCCCAACUUGACCGUGCGGGUGUCCGGGUACGCGGUAAAUUUUAACCGGCUGAGUCGCGAGCAUCAGGAGGAGGUCAUCGCGCGGACGUUCCACGCGUUCACGUGA
This is a messenger RNA of Micromonas pusilla CCMP1545, 2331 nucleotides long. RefSeq lists its product as uncharacterized. Lineage: Eukaryota; Viridiplantae; Chlorophyta; Mamiellophyceae; Mamiellales; Mamiellaceae. The transcript is spliced from 3 exons. Bases 1 to 2331 code for a protein of 776 amino acids. Gene Ontology annotation, molecular function: formate C-acetyltransferase activity. Gene Ontology annotation, cellular component: cytosol. The record is from RefSeq and is a predicted model, not a curated record.